AUGUCUGAGAGGACUGAUAUUGACGAUGAGGAGAAGAUCAACUACUUCACACGGCACCUCGUCGACCCAACUGAGAUCGCACAAGAGCGGUUUCUGUGCCUCGUUGUGGAGCGCGUUCGCGAGACAGCCGUGAGUCCGGCGGUACUGGGCUUGGUCGCCGAAGGCACACGUCUGCUGGACGUCCUCCAUUCGCAUGGGAUCCCGCCGUUCGACCUCUACGAACUUGGCCCCGAAAAGCGUUCCGAAGACUACGACAAGUCGUGCUAUCUUGCCAAGGGGGAUACAGAAAAGUACGCGGUCAGUGUCCCCCCGACAAGACCGGACCCAUUCACACGAGCUGUGUUCGCAUUCGCUUGGGAGAAAACCGGCUCCUGGCCGGCGUGGGCGUCUCCGGGACCCGAAUCGCUGGAAACUGGCGACUCAGAUAUGAUUCCAAAUGGGGAAGAAACCACUCUGGAUGCCCUGGAGCGGUAUGCGCGUCUAUGCGUCUGCAACAGGUUCGGCCAUACCUGGCGCGAGGACGACGAGACGCUUCAACUUGUUUCUGAAAUGGGCAGUAAGGGUAUGAAUAGGGCGAACCCCCAUGGGCCAAUUCCGCAUCGCUUGAGACAGUUUUGGCUGCUCUGGGAGCGGAUGCUGGCGCCGUGGUCGAUGAACCAGGUUGUCAAGUCCACGGGGCGCGCCCUGACUCUUGAUCUUGCCGUGCGGCUCACUUUUCCGCAAAAUCGACAAAGGCAUGGAGACACCAGACAAGAGAAUGAUGGAGGGGAGCAAAUUCCAGAAGACAACGAGGAGAAACAGGAUGAAGAUGAAGUGGUUGAUGAGUUUUUCCUGGAUGAUGACAAUGAUGCAGGGAGAAAUACCUCGAGCAAGGAAAUCAAAUAUCCAGAAGAUGCGCACCAGUACAAUCUCAACUAUAUCAACUCGUGGGGCAAGGCCAUUGCCGAGAACCAUUAUGCACAGGACCAGUUGCCCAUGCUCGGCUGCAUGAGACGGCUAUGGCAGAGGGACUGGUUCGAGCACAAUGCCACCACCAACACCCUCGUCAAAGAACUCGACCUCGAUGUCGACCAUAUCCGCAGAGUGACCCAGACAGGCUGCGACAUGCUCACCAAAAGACUCGAGACCGGCCCGACCCGACCAUACGCGGGCGCCACCGUUGCAGAGCUUGUGCGGGCAAUCGACGAAAACACGAGGGCAAACGCGCCGUACUGGCCCGAGCACAACUCGGAGGAGAGAAUCGCCGCCGACGCGGGCGCGAUGGAGAGGGACGAGGACAAGAUCACAAGGCCAGAGACGCUGCUGCGGCGUCCCGUCCCGUCUCAUCCGGAAAUCGCGGACCUAGAACAAAAGCUUGAGCUCACGGCCCCUUUGCCGGAGCAGUAUAAAGCCUUCCUGCGCGCCACGAACGGCAUGGGUCCGAUUUGGUGGAACGAGACACAGCUGAUCCGGCUUUUGUGCCCGAUCGCCGAUGUUGGGCUCGCUGAUAGCUCCUACUGGCCUGUCCCUAUCCAGCUUGAGCUCCUGCCCGACCACCACUGGCUUCAUCCUGCCAUCGAAUGGCCCAUGAUUCGCCGCUCAGUAAGGAUAAGUCAGGACACAAGCCACGAUGGGUAUGUUUUGUUGGUUGAGCCGAAGUUUGUCGCCGAGGCCAAGGCAGCCUUCUUCGAGGUUUACGACCCUCUGCCGGAGGGAGAGAAAGGCAUGCUCCGCCGGGUCGUCGAAGAGGUAUACGGCAGCGUCGACGCUUUUCGCAAGCUCGAGUGGGGGGUCGUUCUGUGGACUGCUUGGGUUGCCGAGAUGAUACCCUACCGCGACUUUGCGGCGUUGCUUGAAGACUUCGCGGUGGGAAGUCAACGCAAGAUGAGGCCUUGGUUGCGGUACUGGUAUCCGGGGAUUCGGAAGCUGGAUUCUUACUACUAUUUGCCGCAAAACGAGUGCGAAGAAGACGGCGAAGAAGGUACCGUCGAUAUUGGAAAGGGCAACUUGGUUGUUCAUGAGGAUGGCACGAUGUCCAUGGGCGAGAACGUCUAUCCGGAUAACGAGUUUACGAGGCCUGAAGUGUUUCACUAA
Colletotrichum chrysophilum is the source of this 2073-nucleotide messenger RNA. RefSeq lists its product as uncharacterized. NCBI's taxonomy places the organism in Eukaryota, Fungi, Ascomycota, Sordariomycetes, Glomerellales, Glomerellaceae. The transcript has a single exon. The coding region runs from base 1 to 2073 and encodes 690 amino acids. The record is from RefSeq and is a predicted model, not a curated record.